Molecule: messenger RNA, 2028 nt
Organism: Rattus rattus (black rat)
Lineage: Eukaryota; Metazoa; Chordata; Mammalia; Rodentia; Muridae
Gene: Snapc3
Product: small nuclear RNA activating complex polypeptide 3
Biological process (GO): snRNA transcription by RNA polymerase III; snRNA transcription by RNA polymerase II
Cellular component (GO): snRNA-activating protein complex
Molecular function (GO): RNA polymerase III type 3 promoter sequence-specific DNA binding; core promoter sequence-specific DNA binding; RNA polymerase II cis-regulatory region sequence-specific DNA binding
Source: RefSeq, a predicted model, not a curated record
GCUAGCCAGCUUUUGCCGGAAGGGAUCCUGGCUGACAUGGCGGAGGACCCGCAGGGCGGCGGUGCGGGUGGCCCACAGCACCCAGUCCCCAGUGGGAGCCACAGCAGCUUUCCAGAGUACGAGCUUCCCGAGUUGCACACGCGCGUGUUCCACGUCGGCGCUUUUGGGGAGUUGUGGCGCGGUCGACUAGGAGCCCAGGAUUUGUCGCUGAACGAACCGCAGGCAGCCGCUCAGCCGACGGACGGAGAGGCAUCCAACAACGGCUUUGAGGAUGCUGCGGUAGCUGAGGAUCUGGGUUGCAGUCUGGAGGCAGCGGCAGAGCUGAGGGUCGUGUGCGGCCUUGAUAAACUGAGAUGCCUCUCGGAAGAUGAAGACCCAGAAGUCAUCCCAGAGAACACCGACCUAGUGACUUUAUGUGUGAGGAAGGGGCUCUUAGACUAUCGGGAAGAAAACAUCACGAUAGAUCGUGCCUGUAGACAAGAAACGUUUGCUUAUGAAAUGGAAUCUCAUGCACUAGGAAAAAAACCUGAAAAUCCAGCAGACAUGAUUGAAGAAGGAGAGUCUAUCCUAUCUGUGAACAUCUUAUAUCCGGUUAUAUUUAAUAAGCACAGAGAACACAAGCCAUACCAGACAGUGUUGGUAUUGGGCAGUCAGAAGCUCACGGAACUGAGAGACUCAAUUUGCUGUGUCAGUGACCUCCAGAUUGGUGGAGAAUUCAGCAAUGCCCCAGACCAGGCCCCCGAACACAUCAGCAAAGACCUAUACAAGUCAGCUUUUUUUUAUUUUGAAGGAACGUUUUACAAUGACAAAAGAUACCCGGAAUGCAGAGACUUGAGCAGAACUAUAAUAGAGUGGUCAGAGUCCCAUGACCGAGGAUAUGGAAAAUUUCAGACCACUAGAAUGGAAGACUUCACAUUCAAUGACUUGAAUAUUAAACUUGGCUUUCCUUACUUAUACUGUCACCAGGGAGAUUGUGAGCAUGUUGUUGUCAUCACAGACAUAAGGCUUGUGCAUCAUGACGACUGCUUGGAUAGAACACUUUAUCCCCUUCUUACCAAGAAGCAUUGGCUAUGGACUAGAAAAUGUUUUGUCUGUAAGAUGUAUACAGCUAGAUGGGUGACAAACAAUGACACCUUUGCACCAGAGGAUCCAUGUUUUUGUGAUGUUUGCUUCAGAAUGCUCCACUAUGAUUCCGAAGGCAACAAACUAGGGGAAUUCCUUGCUUAUCCUUAUGUUGACCCAGGAACCUUUAAUUAAUACCACUAAAAUAUAUAUACAUAUUUUUCCUACUGCAGUUUAGUUAAAGUUACAUUAUUUAUUACAAGGGGUUAUGGCUUUUUACUUCAGUUGUUUGUUACUGAGAUGUAGAAAUGUUUUGAAUAUAUAAACAUUGUCAGAAACACAACUUCUGAUUCUUUUCUCUUGAGUCCUAUGAAUUUUGUACCCUGAGUGGACUUUGCUAAUGAAAGAAUGCAGUUAAUAAUGCAUCUUCUGGGGUAGUCUAUUGAAAGAAAUCUUUGAAGGAUAUAAGAGCUACUCCUUCUACUGUGAAGCUUCCAAGGUAAAGACCCUUUAAAUAUCUGUAGUAAGGAGGAAUUACAAACAAAUUAUUUGAUAAGCAACACAAAAUCAAGAAGAGUUACAAUUUAACAUUGGGCUCAUAUCUUUAAAGCAGACAUUAGGCACACGAGAUGACAAAAUGAAUCUAAGUCACACAGUGUAAGUGAGGCCUCAUUUCUUGAAAGAAUCACAGAGAUAGGUGCACCAAGUUUUGAUUGUCAUUUAAAGCCAUGGCUGGAGAAAACAAUGGCAGACUUACAUUACCAUGGACAUGUCAAAAUUGCUAAGAAAAGCUUUUUCCUGGCUCAGCUCCUCCAUUCUUCUGUCCCCUUAGCAUAGCAAAGGCUUCUCAUUCUGAGCUAUAGAAAAAGAACACUUCUAAACAAAUCUAACAGAAUAUUUUAUGGAAACUUUUGGGGUAGAAAAUUAUGUGUAUAAUAGUAAUAUAAAAUAGACUUUGAACUAUUA